This is a messenger RNA of Schistocerca gregaria, 2139 nucleotides long. RefSeq names its product 2-(3-amino-3-carboxypropyl)histidine synthase subunit 1 (gene Dph1). The transcript has 3 exons. The record is from RefSeq and is a predicted model, not a curated record. Bases 243 to 1499 code for a protein of 418 amino acids. Gene Ontology annotation, molecular function: 2-(3-amino-3-carboxypropyl)histidine synthase activity. Lineage: Eukaryota; Metazoa; Arthropoda; Insecta; Orthoptera; Acrididae. Gene Ontology annotation, biological process: protein histidyl modification to diphthamide.
UUUCGUUGCCUGUGCAACUGAGUUACUGCAUUUGAAGUAUGUAGUCUGCGUACUGUGUAGUCUUUGGCAGAGGCGUCAACGACACGUGGUUUUGUGUUUAUAUCUGUUCCAUCUUCUAUAGGACGUAGGAGCAAAAGCAGGAUUGUAACCACAAAGGCGACGGAAAUUGUCUUUGGAAUAAAUAGAAUUGAUAGUGAGUGCGUUUGUAAUAAUAGAUUUUCUUUUUAUUGUGCUUGUAGAAGAUGGAUGAAAGUAGUAAAGCGGUCGUUGUAACAGCGUCAGCUACACGAAAAGUAUUUAAACCCUCAAUAAACGUUGUGAAUAAAAUCCCAGAAGCGUUGGCGGAUAAGAUUAAUUCGCAUGAGUUAACCCAAGUACUGCCAAAAAAUUAUAACUUUGAAUUGCCGAAGACAAUUUGGCGCAUUAAACAGAUAGAAGCCAAACGAGUUGCUCUUCAAAUGCCCGAAGGGUUGCUCAUGUUUGCAACAACAAUUUGUGACAUUAUAGAAGAAUUUACUGAAGCUGAUACUGUGAUAAUGGGCGACGUAACUUACGGCGCAUGCUGCAUAGAUGAUUACACUGCGAAGGCGUUGCGAGUGGAUUUACUUGUUCAUUAUGGCCAUAGCUGUCUUAUUCCUGUUGAUCAAACGAUUGGCAUCAAAGUUCUUUAUAUUUUUGUUGACAUCAAAAUUGAUUCACUGCAUUUCUUAGAAACAAUUCAGUAUAAUUUCCCAAAGGAAGAGAAGAUUGGUUUAGUUAGCACUAUUCAGUUUGUUGCUACCUUGCAUGCUGUUGGCAGAGAACUGAGGGAGCUGGGUUACAAAGUAACUAUUCCUCAGAGUCGACCACUUUCUGCAGGAGAAAUUUUGGGCUGCACUUCCCCAACAAUAAAAGAUGUCAAUGUGUUGAUAUACUUAGGAGAUGGAAGAUUUCAUCUUGAAGCAGCCAUGAUAGCAAAUCCAUCACUCAGGGCUUUCAGGUAUGAUCCAUAUGAAAAAAAAUUCACUGAGGAAUUUUAUGAUCAUUCAGCAAUGCUGAAAAUAAGAAGUGCUGCUAUUCAAAAAGCAAGUGAGGCUUCUAGAUUUGGCUUGAUAUUGGGAACUUUAGGUCGGCAAGGAAAUCCCAAAGUUUUGGCAACAUUACAGGAACGAAUCUCGCUAAUGAAGAAAGAAAGCACUGUCGUCCUGUUAUCAGAAAUCUUCCCUGACAAGCUUAAGAUGUUCUCAGAUGUAGAAGCAUGGAUUCAGAUUGCUUGUCCACGAUUAUCCAUUGACUGGGGUUAUGCAUUCAUCCAGCCUCUUCUGACACCAUUUGAGGCAGCUGUAGCCUUGGGUUCUGUGCAUUGGCGGAAGGACGAGGAUCGCUAUCCAAUGGAUUUCUAUGCUAACACAAGUUUGGGACCUUGGACUCCAAAUCAUAAAACAACUCCAGACAAGGAUGACACUAAGUGUUGUGGUAAGACUGGCUGUAGUCCCUCACAGGCAACAGGCAAACACUAAAGGAAAACUACUGUUAAAUGGAUUCUGUUGUUAAGUGUUCUAAUGCUUUAUAAAUCUCUAUGGUACAUGUUACAUCUUCAUUGCAAAACAUUUUAGACUGAUUCACUGCUUUCUAAUCUAAGAGCUUAUAUAUCAACGUAUUUGUCAGGUCACAAAAGGUUAGGAACUGUGCUUGAAGAGUUGUUUGACUGGAUAACAAUUGAGUUGUAUGCAGUUAAUUUUUCAGUGAUGCAGACCUAUGUAUUUUUAAUUACACUAUCCAUGAUUUUUACUAUUGUCAUUUCAGUUGCAAGUCUUUAUUCUGCCUGUCACAGUAUUACAUUUUUGUUAACACCCAUUUUGUGCAGUGUUGUAUCCUUUGUUGAUUAUCAGAUAUUAUAUGUAGCACACCGUCAGGUGGCUUGCAGAGUAUGGAUGUAGAUGCAAUAGCCUAUACAGUAGAGUGAGUCAGAAUGGCUCCUAAAUGUUUGAACUAGGACAUAUAGCACUAGAUACUGACAGUACCAAAUGAGACAGAACUGAGGGAGCUGAGACAGCACCCCAAAAAGUCUUUACUUGCCUGUUUCUUAAUUACCGAACCAGUCUGUAUUUUCAGUGAAAUAAUAGAUACUAUGAAUAAAGUGAUAAUAUUGUAAGUCUA